This is a messenger RNA of Caenorhabditis sp. 36 PRJEB53466, 1957 nucleotides long. The record is from the annotation of a GenBank genome assembly. NCBI's taxonomy places the organism in Eukaryota, Metazoa, Nematoda, Chromadorea, Rhabditida, Rhabditidae.
AUGUUUGGGAGAACUGAAACCCCUUGGGCCCACCACUACAAAGCCAGAUUCAGAAAUGGUCUAAUCGAAGGACGCGAGCUGACAGCCAGUUAUUCGGUGUUCGGGAAUCAGACGGGAGUUGUGUUCCUCGGAAUUCCUCACGUCGAGAAGCCGUUGGGUGAAUUGCGGUUCCGGAAAGCGGUCGCAUACACAUCGAAAUGGGAGGGAGUUCUGGAGACGAAGGAGAUGAAGCCGGCUUGCAUGAGUGAUCCAGUGUACGUUAUUCCUAAUUCUGGUAGAUGAUUCUCGGCUCAGCUUUCAGAGAAACCUAUAAACGGCCGGAAGGGGGUCCGACUUCUGAGGACUGUCUUUAUAUAAACGUGCUCACAAGUCAUUACUGCUUAGAACAUGUAAUCAACCACUGGUUUCGCCUUUUCCAAUUCCAGCUGUUUCACAGAAGAACUGUUCGGUCAUGGUCGCUGUGCACGGCGGGCAAAUGAUAAAAGAGAGUCCGGCCACGUAUCAAAACGAUAUAAUUGUGAACAAUUUUGUGGGUCAGGGAAGGAACGUUGUGGUAGUGACUGUUCCGUACCGUCUCGGAGUGUUUGGCCUUCCGAAUGUGCCCGGAGAUUUAAGAGGAAUCGUCGAAAGGAAUCUGAUUCUACACGGUUUGAGAACAUUCGAAUGAAGACAAAGAAAGAAUGAGUGAAUACAGAUGUGGUGGCGGCUCUUGAAUGGACGAAAAGAGAAGUGGCCAACUUCGGAGGACUCGCUAACAAGACAACUCUUUUCGGACACAGCGGAGGAGCAACCAUCUUGACCAUUCUGGCAUUCCACCCGGAGUACGACCACUUAUUCCAGCAGAGAAUCGUGAUGAGCAUGCCGUUGCUAAUGCACUCUGAACGUCAGUUUUCCUACUUUUUUUAAAUAGAAAAUAUGAGAGUCUUGCUUCAGUUGCUAACUAUCAGAUAUUUGCGAAAGUUGCAAAGAGAGUUGGAUGCAACAUCGACUUCUCAGACGUUGUGAAUGUCUUCGAUUGUCUGCGGAAUGUAUCAGCUGAAGAGUUAUUUGAGGCGCAAGACAGAGUGUUCCACACUGAAGAGGAAUACUUUUCCGAUUUUGCUAUCGAUGGAGAAGUUGCAAUGAAUCGGUUUCAAACGUUGAUAAUCACACGUUUAGAUUCUUCCGGACAAUCCUCGGACUCUUCUGAAACAGGGAAACUACAGUAGGAAGCCGAUGAUGAUCGGGACGGUUCCAUAUGAGCUCAUGUAUACUGGUUAUACAUUGGGUGAAAAUGGCGGGGUCAAUAUGACGGAACUGGAAGCGAUGUGUCAAAUGUUCGCUUUCCUGGGAACUUAUGAGAAACCUUACGGGUUCAGGGACAAAUGUAUGGAAUACUAUGGGAAAAGUGAGUGACUUGUACAAAGAGAAGUGACGGUCUUAAAAAUGGUCUCAGAAGAAGCAGCUCCGUUCCUUCUGGAUCAUGUUAUCUUUCACAUUCCGACGGUCAAACUGGCCAAACACCACGCUGUCGAUCAACCUGUUUACCUGUACAAGUACACGUAUUCUGGAGCAGGUCCUGCCUACAACGACUAUGUUCCCGGAGCUCGAUCGCCGAUACAUUCUGAAGAUUUCGUACGUUUCUGAGAAUCCAAACAUUGGAAAGAUAUCAUCUGUUCAGUUGUAUUACAUGGGCGUGCAUCGGACCAGAAAUUUUACGGAAAAAGAUAUGAGCAUAGAGGGAAUAUUGACUGGAAUGGUUGCUGAUUUUGUGAACUACGGAGAGCCCAAACCGCCCGGGAAUCUGAAAUGGGAGAAGAUGGAUUCGGACCGAAUGAACUACUUUCACAUUGAUUUCGAUGAGCAUUUUGCUAUGCCAGGCAUGAAAAGUGGUUUUUACACUGAGGAAUUCGAAUUUUGGACAGAAGAUGUACCACGGCAAGUGCUAUUGGAGACACUUUGGAGACUCAUUCAUUAA